Molecule: messenger RNA, 165 nt
Organism: Meloidogyne enterolobii
Lineage: Eukaryota; Metazoa; Nematoda; Chromadorea; Rhabditida; Meloidogynidae
Source: the annotation of a GenBank genome assembly
AUGGCAAUAGCAGCAGCUACGGCAGCGGCAGCUUCUAUGGAAUUUUUACAGAGAGUUAGGCUCUUCCAGCAACACUUAUCAAACAAUGGCAGCCAAAUGUUACAUAAUUCUAAUACAAGACAAAUCCCUUCAAAUAACUAUAUUAAUUCUCUUAAUUCUGGGUAA